AUGCCCCAGUUUCAGCGGCACCACGCGCCAUGGCGCGUAGAGGGCGGCACCCAGGUCAUAGAUCUGGAGACCGCCGUCAAGAACGGCAUCCUAGGCGGCGGGGUGGCCAGCGGCACAGUCGGGACCGCCGAGAAGCUCGACCUGAAGAAGAUGAUCGAGGAGCUCGACUCAGCGGACGACGACGUGCCGCCGGUGUUCAUCUGCCCCAUCUCCCUGCAACCCAUGGUGGAUCCGGUGACCCUCUGCACCGGGCAGACCUACGAGCGCUGCAACAUCCUGCGGUGGUUCUCGAUGGGGAGCCUCACCUGCCCGACUACGAUGCAGGAGCUCUGGGACGACGCCGUCACCCCCAACCGAACCCUACACCAGCUCAUCUACGCCUGGUUCAGGCAGCGGUACCUCCUCUCCAAGAAGCGUUCCGAGGACGUCCAUGGCCGGAUAACGGAGCUCCUCGAGGGCCUCCGCAAGGCCAAGGGCCAGGCGGCCCGCGUCCAGUCCCUCAGGGAGCUCCGCCGCCUGGCCACGGCCCACACCGCCGCCGGAAAAGCGGUCGUCGACGCCGUCGACGCCGGCGGCGCCUGUUCCAUCGCCUCCCUGCUCGGCCCCUUCACGUCCCACGCCGUCGGCUCCGAAGCCAUCGCCAUCCUCGUCAACCUCCCCCUCGGCUCCGACUCCAAGCGAACUCUGAUGCAGCCCGCCAAGAUCUCCCUCGUCGUGGACAUGCUCAACGAGGGCUCCAUCGAGACGAAGAUCAACUGCACGAAGUACAUCGAGGCGCUCAUGGUGGAGGAGGAUUUCCGCCCCGAGGUUGUCUCCAGCUUCAGCCUCCUCGUGGGGUUGCUCCGGCUGGUGAAGAACAGGAGAGAUUCGAAUGGGACGGCGGCGGGUCUGGGCCUCCUCAGGGCCAUCUGCUCCUCCCACCGCCAUGUCCUGAGCUCCGUGGUGAGCGUGGGAGUCGUCCCGCAGCUCGUGGAGCAGCUGCCCAGUUUGAAUCCCAGCUGCAUGGAAUCGGCGCUCCAGAUCCUGGAGCUCCUGUCGGCGAUCCCCGAGGGCUGUGUGGCCCUGAGGGACUGCCCCCAGACGAUCCCCAACGCAGUGAGGUUGCUGAUGAGGGUUUCGGAGGCCUGCACGCAGUGCGCUCUAUCGAUCCUCCUCGCCGUCUGCAAGAAUUCCCCCGGGGAGUGCGCCCCCCGAGCGGUAGAGGCGGGACUGGCGGCGAAGCUCUUGCUGGUGAUCCAGAGCGGGUGCGCUCCGACUCUCAAGCAGCAGUCGGCGGAGCUCUUGAAGCUCUGCAGCGUCAACUACACCACCGGCGAUUUCAUCUCCAAGUGCAAGCUGACGACGACGAUCCAGUGA
Molecule: messenger RNA, 1356 nt
Organism: Spirodela intermedia
Lineage: Eukaryota; Viridiplantae; Streptophyta; Magnoliopsida; Alismatales; Araceae
Source: the annotation of a GenBank genome assembly